AUGAGCAGCUUGGUCCCCCCAAGACUUCUGGACCUGGCAGGGCGGAGCCUGGUGAGGGCGGAGGCUGUAGCCAUCGCUGCUGUGGACCUGUUGCCCGUGGAGCUCUUCCCGCCGCUGCUGAAGGCUGCAGUCGAUGGCAGGCACCGGGGCGUACUGCGGGCCCUGGUGCAGGCCUGGCCCCUGCCCCUGCUUCCUCUCGGGGCCCUGGUGAGGGAGCAGCAGUGCCACCAGGCCACCCUCCUAAUGGCGGCGCUCAGUGGGCUCGAGGCCUUGCUUGCCGAGAAGGUCCGCCCCAGGAGAUGUAAACUGCAAGUGCUCGACUUACGGGCGGAUUGUCAUCAGGACUUCUGGGCCACAUGGGCCGGGGUCUCGGUGACCAGGCCCCUGCUGGAGCUAGAGGCAGAGCUGCCUGUGGUCAAGAGGCAGAGAGUGGAGGGUCCUGGGCCAGGGGCCAGGUGGUUCCGGGCUCCGGUGGAGGUGCUGAUGAACGUCCGUCUGGACAUAGCCGUCCCAGACCAGUUCCUCACCGCCCUCCUCGAGAAGGUCAGGUGGGGCCGGGGCUUGCUGCGCCUGUGUUGCAAGAAGGUGCAGGUGGUUUCGAUGCCGGUGCCCAUCGUGGAGCGGGUCCUCAAGACGGUGCAGCUGCACUCCAUCCAGAACCUGGAGAUGAACUGCACCUGGCCGCUGGUCACGCUCAGCCGCUUCGCCCCGUUCCUGGGCCAGAUGGUGAACCUGCGCAGGUUCCUGCUCUGCCACCUGCAGGUGCUGCCGUCCCGCCCUCUCCGCGCCAGGGAGGAGCCCUAUGUCUACCGGUUCGCCUCCCAGUUCAUCGGCCUCCAGCGCCUCCGCGAGCUCCGGUUCGACUGCAUCUCUUUCCUGGAAGGUCGCCUGCAGCAGGUGCUCAGGUGCCUGAACAGCCCUCUGGAGACCCUCUCCAUCACCAACUGCGUGCUUGUGGAGUCUGACCUGGUGCACCUGUCCUUGUGCCCCAACACCGGCCAGCUGAAGGACCUGAGCCUGAGCGGUGUGAACCUGACCAGCUUGCGCACCGGGCCGCUCCGCGUGCUCCUGGAGCGGGUCUCGGCCACCCUGCAGGACCUCGACCUGGACGAGUGCGGCAUCGUGGACGCCCAGUUCCGUUCCAUCCUGCCCUCCCUGAGCCGCUGCUCCCAGCUGCGGACCUUCAGCUUCUGCGGGAACUUCGUCUCUGGCGACGCCCUGGAGAGCCUGCUGUGGCACACUGCCGGGCUGCCCCACAUGGAUCACACGCUGUACCCCGCCCCGCUGGAGACCUACGAGCAUGGCACCGGGCUGCUGCACCUGGAGAGGCUGGCCCUGCUGCAUGCCCGGCUGAUGCGGAUCCUGAGGGAGGUGGGCCGGCCGGGCAGGAUCUGGUUCAGCGCCACCCUGUGCCCUCAGUGUGGUGACAGGACCUUCUACGACCCGAACCCCAUCCAGUGCCCCUGCUAUAUGCCUGCCCAGCCGGAGGCGUGA
Messenger RNA from Orycteropus afer afer, 1494 nucleotides. Lineage: Eukaryota; Metazoa; Chordata; Mammalia; Tubulidentata; Orycteropodidae. The record is from RefSeq and is a predicted model, not a curated record.